This is a messenger RNA of Drosophila santomea, 1638 nucleotides long. RefSeq lists its product as uncharacterized. The record is from RefSeq and is a predicted model, not a curated record. The transcript has a single exon. Bases 1 to 1638 code for a protein of 545 amino acids. NCBI's taxonomy places the organism in Eukaryota, Metazoa, Arthropoda, Insecta, Diptera, Drosophilidae.
AUGUCUACCGGCGUUAAUAGCCUGCACUCCAAGCUCGUGUCGCUUAUAAGCCGUGGUCAAGAACUCACCAGCAUUUUCUUCUAUGCUCCUGCGAAAGAAAAAUGCCACCUUGAAGAUACCAUUGCAUCUGCCACUUGGGGAUUGCCUCUGGUGAUUUGGCGAACGGAUAGAGCUGUGAUCCUGAAUGGAUUCAUCGGCGAGGGACUCUUGGUGCUGGCUUGUCUGCCAGGAUUUCAUUGGAGAGCUCUGCUAGGCAGCCUAUCAAGGAGUUUGAAAUACCUCAGACAGGCGAGGAUACUUAUUGAAUUUGUAGAGGACAGAGAUGAAUUUCUAGUCAGUGAAGUGCUGCAGUUUUGCCUCAGUCACGAUAUGAUUAAUGUCAAUGCAAUAUUUGCCGAUUUUUCGGAAACUGAAAAUCUUUCCAGCUUCGAGGCCUAUCCAAGUUUCGAAGUGGUGAACCAAACAUUUACACCUGACACACAAGUAGCUGACUUGUAUCCGAAUAAGAUGUUAGACCUUCGUGAAAGUUUUAUUCGUACAAUGCCAGAUUACUCGGUGCCAAAUACCAUUCUUUACCAGGACACAGAGGGCAAUAAAGAGAUUCUUGGCUAUUUGUGGGACUUAUUAAAGGUCUAUGCUCAAAAGCACAAUGCCCAACUGCAGGUGGUCAAUAAGAAUGCGGAUGAUAGGCCACUCAACUACAUAGAACUCCUUGAGGCAGCCCAAAGUGGAAUCGUAGACCUGUGUGCCAGCAUACAACCAAUGUCGAUGGGUUUCAUAGGCCGCAUGCACGAGAUGUCCUAUCCGGUGAACCAGGCCAGUUGGUGCACCAUGUUGCCGGUGGAAAGGCAGCUCCAUGGGUCCGAGUUGCUAUCGCGGGUGUUGCCAUAUCCCACACUUGCCCUACUACUAAUCCUCUGGAUUCUCUACGAGCUUCUUCGUGGACGCUGGCGGCGACAUUCGAGACUCCAAAGUAUUGGCUGGCUGGUGUUGGCCACAUUGGUUAGCACAAACUACGUGGGAAGACUGCUCAAUCUAUUUACAGAUCCACCAUCUCUGCCACCAAUCAACAGCCUGGCAGCUUUGAUGGAAUCACCUGUGCGCAUCAUCUCCGAACGAUCCGAAUACUCGGCCAUUGAAUUUACACAGCGCACCAAAUACUCCGCUGCAUUCCAUCUGGCAUUGCAGGCAUCGAUACUGAUAGGACUGCGAAAUGCCUUCAAUACAUCCUACGGCUAUACGAUCACUAGCGAAAAGUGGAAAAUAUAUGAGGAGCAGCAGAAGCGCGGCUCAAAGCCAGUGUUUCGGUACUCCAAGGACCUGUGCUUCUAUGAGAUGAUACCAUUUGGACUGGUCAUUCCGGAGAACUCGCCCCAUAAAGCUCCAUUGCAUAGUUACACGCUGCUCAUCAGACAGUCUGGUCUGCAUGAUUUCUGGGUGAAUAGGGGCUUUUCCUAUAUGGUUAAGGCGGGUAAGAUCAACUUUACAGCCAUUGGGAAGCGUUAUCAGGCCAAAACCCUCAAGUUUACGGACCUCAGACAUGUCUUUAUCGUUUACGUCUCAGUAGUGUUAAUUAGCAUGCUUCUGUUUACCUGUGAGCUUUUUGUCAGCUGGGUAAACUACUGGCUGGGCUUUUAA